UGACCUUUAACCUUUGACCCCAACGCGAGGUCACAGGAAAGGUUUGGGGGGAGGGGGAGGGGGGAACCAAAGUGAUCCGGAACCGAAGUGAUCCUUCAGUGGAGCGCACCGGGCGUCAAGGGGCGCCGGAACCAAAGCGCGCCGGAAGUUGGCGCGAGUCGGGCUCAGUCGCGCCGGAAGUGACGCACUUCGAGAUGGCGGCGGCAGGAGCGGGGACUGCGGCGGCCGCGGCGUGACCCCAAAGUGGGACCGGAGACCCCAAAGUGGGGCAGCACCGCGGCGUGGGGCCUCAGAGCGACCCGAGGGGACCUCAGGGCCUCAAACCGGGACCCCGAAGUGAUGAAGGAGGACCCCAAGGGGACGGAGGGCCCCACGGCGCCGAAGUGGAUCCCCAUGACCUCAAACGGGGAUUCCGGUUGGGUUCCCGUAUCCUCAGAUCGGGACCCCGCAGCAUCGAAGUGGAUCCCUAUAUCAAACCGGGACCCCGCGGUGACAAAGGAGGACCUCCUCUCCUCAAAUGAAACCCCUGCGGUGGAGCGGGGCCCCAAAGCGCCCCCUGAGGGGCGCCCCGUGGAACAGCCGGACCCCACGGCAGAACCUGACCCCAAAGCCUCCAAAUGGGUCCCAGCGGCCUCAAACAGGGACCGCGAAGCCACGAGGAGGAACCCAAAGCCCUGCAGCGGAGACCCCACGGCAGAACCUGACCCCGAAGCGUCCAACUGUGCUCCCGCGUCUUCAAAUUGGGCCCCCAGAGCUGCGCUGCGGGGCCCCACGCCCACAAACAGAGACCCCCCGGCAGAACCGAACCCUGGGCAGCACCGUGGGGCAGAGUGGGACCCCGCAGCCCCUAUGGAGGAAGAUCAGGACCCCACGACCCACAGGGUUCACCCCGCAGCAGAACCCGGCCCUGAGCAGCACCGUGGGGAGGAGUGGGACCCCUCGCCCCCUAUGGACCCCUCGGCCCCUAUGGACCCCUCGGCCCCUAUGGAAGAAGACCAGGACCCCACGACCCACCCAGUCCGCCCCACGGCAGAUCCGGUCCCCGCGCCCUACAGGGACCCCCCCGGCACCGAGGAGGCCCCUCCCCUCCCCAUGGCGGCGGUGGAAGCCAUGUUGGCCGCGGUGGCCGCCAGCCCCGUCCGCGUGCGCAGCCAGCAGCAGGGAGACCCCGAGCUGACGGCGGCCGAGCGGCACGGCGAACUGCGGGCGCUUUUCCUGCGCAAACCCCUCGUCUUCCUCGAGCGCUUCCACGGAGCCCUGAGGCCCGAGCACCUGCCCUGCUUCGCCCACCUCCCCCCCAGCUACGAGGUGGCUUUUUACUGCCGCCGGGUGCGGGAGCGAAGGCGCCACAACCCCGAAACCGGGGCGAGCCGAUGGCCCCGAAGGCCCGGAGCCCGAACCCGGCUGAGGAACCGGCGCUACGCGGCCCUGCGGCAGCUCAUCGCAGGUGCGGGGGCACGGAGGGGGGGCCGUGGGGUCUUUGAGGUCCUCGUGGGGUCUUUGAGGGUCGCGGGGCUCCUUAUGGGGUCUUGGGGUUCUUGCGAGGGCCCUGAGAGCCUCGUGGGGUCCUUGAGGUCCAAACGGGAUCCCUGGGGGGUUCUUGAGGUCCUUAUGGGAUCCUCGGGAUGCAAGUGGGAUCCUGGUGGGGUUCCUGAGGCCUUAUGGGGUCUUUAUGAGAUCUUUUGAGGGCCUUAUGGGGUCCUUAUGGGGUCCUUGGGGUCUAAAUGGGAUUCCAAUGGAGUUCUCGAGGUCCUCGUGGGAUCGUUACGGAGUCCUUGAGCUCCUUAUGGGGCCUUGGGGGGCUCUGUGGGGUCCCCGGGGCGCUGCGAUCCCCCCGUGGUCACUCAGUGUCCCUGGGAUCCCCCCCCCAAUCCCCUUUGGGAUCCCUCCAGGUUUUCUGCUGGUUUUGGGGUUUGUUCCCCUUCGGCUCCUCUGGGAUCCCCCAAACUCCCCCCCAUGGCCCCCCUCUCUCUGUUGGCUUUGGCUUCCUCUCCAUUUCCCUUUGGGUUUUGGGCUCAUUCCCCUCUCCCUGCACCCCCUCCCCGUUCCCCCUUUGGGUUUUGGGGUCUCCAUUUCCCAUUGGGGUCCCCCUCCCCGUUCUCUAUUUACA
Lagopus leucura (white-tailed ptarmigan) is the source of this 2110-nucleotide messenger RNA. Its product is annotated as pollen-specific leucine-rich repeat extensin-like protein 1. The coding region runs from base 340 to 1686 and encodes 448 amino acids. The transcript has 2 exons. The record is from RefSeq and is a predicted model, not a curated record. Lineage: Eukaryota; Metazoa; Chordata; Aves; Galliformes; Phasianidae.